Molecule: messenger RNA, 783 nt
Organism: Striga hermonthica
Lineage: Eukaryota; Viridiplantae; Streptophyta; Magnoliopsida; Lamiales; Orobanchaceae
Source: the annotation of a GenBank genome assembly
AUGGCGAGUCGACGUUGCUUGCAAUCUUUGACCCGUUAUUUCCAUCCCAUCAAAAAUCUAACCCCAUUUUCCCGAACCCUCGCUGCCAGCUCCGUCGGCGCCCUCUGCCGGAAACCCAGUCACUACAUUUCCGGCGACAACAUUAGUGUUUACCCGCGUUCGGCCGUAUUCACUCGGCACUUUUGUUCAAGGCACGGAGACAAUCAAAAUGAUGACGAAGAAGGUGAAAUAGAGGAUGAUGACAGUGAAGGGGAAGAAGAGGAAGAAGAAGAAGAAGCUGCGGGUGAAAACGAGAGCCCUGUUUUAUCAGCUCGUGACAAGGAAAAAGAGGCUGCUGAAAUCGGGUACACAGUUAUCGGUCCGCUUCAGGAGUCGGAUCAGGUUUUCAAACCGUAUGAGCCGGUUUUUGCUGUUGUUCAGAUUGGAUCACAUCAGUUCAAGGUGAGCAAUGGGGAUAGCAUUUACGUCGAGAGAUUGAAGCACUGCGAUGUCAACGACAAGUUGGUCCUCAAUAAGGUUCUUAUGCUAGGCUCGCAGACACAAACAAUAAUUGGUCGGCCAAUUUUGCCAGAUGCAGCUGUUCAUGCAGUUGUCGAGGAGCAUGCAUUAGAUGCUAAAGUCAUCGUAUUCAAGAAGAAAAGAAGAAAGAACUACAGAAGAACUAAAGGUCAUCGCCAGGAAUUAACCAAGUUAUGUAUAACGGAUAUACAAGGGAUCGAGAAACCGGAAAAGAUCGCUCCUUUAACGAAAGCAAAGAAAGAAAAGGUUGCUGUUGGAGGUUAA